Molecule: messenger RNA, 2387 nt
Organism: Papilio xuthus (Asian swallowtail)
Lineage: Eukaryota; Metazoa; Arthropoda; Insecta; Lepidoptera; Papilionidae
Product: ATP-binding cassette sub-family B member 8, mitochondrial
Exons: 14
Coding region: 127-2205 (692 amino acids)
Biological process (GO): oligopeptide export from mitochondrion
Cellular component (GO): mitochondrial inner membrane
Molecular function (GO): ATP hydrolysis activity; ABC-type oligopeptide transporter activity; ATP binding
Source: RefSeq, a predicted model, not a curated record
UUGGUUGACGUCUACCUGUGCUGUAACAAUUUGUUUCAAUUAUUUGUUGUAUUUCUAUGAUAAAAUAAGUGAAGUUAUGUGUAAAGAGAAAGUAUGAUAUACACAGAGUGUUGUUAUAUUUAAAAAAUGUGGCAAUUACUCCAAACACCUUGUUGUCAGUUAUUACGCCAAAGACAUAUUUUAGCGAAAAGCAAUGGAUACUUUAACAGUGUAGUAAAAAAUAAACCGGGUUUUACAACAAAACAUUUAUUUAGUUCUGCCCAAAAGAGUACAGAGAGAGCAAACACUUUUUUAAUUUGUAGCCCUUGGAAAUUGUGUGCAGGCAUAAGUUUAGGGUUGGGAGCACGCUUAUUGUAUAAUGGGACUGCAUUUUGUAAAGCCAAUGUCACAAGGACAAUCCAAAGAAGACCAAACCUACAUGAUGACAGUGCAAAGUUUGAUUGGAAAAGGUUUUUCGAGUAUUUAUUACCACAUAAAUGGUUAUUAGCGGCUGCAGUUGCAUCAGCAUUGGCAGUUGCUUUCCUAAAUGUAUACAUACCAGCUAUGUUGGGGGUCAUAGUAAACAUCUUAGCCAGUAUGAAACACAAUCCUAGUACAGAUUUUAUUGAAGAGAUCAAAAUGCCUGCAUUAAAAAUGAUCUCAUUAUAUAUUGGACAGGCUAUUUUCACGUUUUUCUACAUACAUCUGCUGGCUCAAGUUGGGGAGCGUGUUGCAGCUCAAAUGAAACAAGAUCUGUUUGUGUCAAUUUUAAACCAGGAUAUGGCAUUCUUUGAUAGAGAGAGAACAGGAGAAUUAGUAAAUAGGAUAACAGUUGAUGUUCAAGAUUUUAAAAGUUCAUUCAAACAAACUAUUUCCGGAGGAUUGAGGGCUAUUACACAAGUAGUUGGUUCCGCUGUCAGUCUUCUAGUGAUAUCUCCGCAUUUGACUGGGCUGACAUUGAUAUGUAUACCAUCUGUUGUCAUCGGAGGCACCUUCAUUGGGUCUUUAUUAAGGAAGUUGUCAAGAGAAGCUCAAGCCCAGAUAGAGAAGACAACUCUAGUAGCAGAAGAGGCGAUAUCGAAUAUGCGUACUGUUCGUGCGUUCGCGGGCGAGGCGGAGGAGGCGCGGGCGUUCGCGAACGAAUGUGAGGCUGCUGCAGCUCUCAGUAUGGAGCUCGGCCUCGGUGUAGGCAUGUUCCAAGCUGGCACUAAUCUGUUCCUUAACGGUAUGGUGUUGGCGACGAUGUUCCUGGGUGGACACCUGAUGUCCACGGGGCAGAUGUCUGCGGGCGACGUGAUGGCGUUUCUGGUGAACGCGCAGACAGUGCAGCGCUCCGUCGCUCAGCUCUCCUUGCUGUUCGGCUCCGUGGUGAAGGGUCUCAGUGCUGGGGGACGUGUGUUCGAAUAUAUCAAUAAAGAGCCUCAAAUGGACACGUCGGGUAAGAAAGUGAUCAAGUACCACGAGUUCCACGGAGAUAUAGAGUUCAAGGACGUCGCCUUCGCGUACCCCACACGACCUGAAGCUGUUGUUUUGAAGAAUUUCAAUCUGAAGAUACCGGCGGGUAAGACGGUGGCCAUUGUUGGCACAUCGGGUAAUGGAAAGUCAACUAUUGCUGCUUUGCUAGAAAGGUUUUAUGACGUUAAUGAAGGCUCGGUGACAAUAGAUGGCGUUGAUGUACGUGAGAUGGAUUGCAAAUGGCUGCGGGGCAGAGCGCUAGGGCUUAUCAGUCAGGAACCUGUGCUCUUUGCUACAACUGUCAAGGAGAAUAUAAGAUAUGGUAAACCUGAAGCUACUGACGAUGAGGUUUAUCAAGCUGCGAUGACGGCCAAUGCUCACGACUUCAUUACAAGCUUCCCCGAGGGCUACAAUACACUGGUAGGAGAGAGAGGGAUGUCGCUAUCUGGAGGACAGAAACAGAGAAUAGCUAUCGCACGCGCUGUACUAAAGGACCCACCAAUUAUGAUACUGGAUGAAGCUACAAGUGCUUUGGACUCGGCCAGUGAGAAGGUUGUGCAAACUGCACUAGAGGGCGUGUCUCGCGGCCGCACCGUGAUUGUUAUUGCGCAUCGUCUCUCCACUGUCAUGCAAGCUGACAUUAUUGUAGUUCUCAACAAAGGGAAUAUUGUAGAGAUGGGUACACACGAACAGUUGAAAAAACAAAAAGGCUUCUAUUGGAAUCUUAUAAAGCAACAGGAUCAAGAUCCCGAUGGAACUAGAAAUCUAUAAAUAUAGAAAUAAUUAGUAAAAUAUUUUUAUUUAUUUGUGACGUGUAUAAUUCCAGAAUUGUACAAACUUUUUAUUUAAUUUUAAAAAGAGCGUCGGUGGGGACGGUUCAAUACUUGACUAAGUGUUGAACAGUCCCCACCGAGGGACUCGGAACCUACCAUAAGUUAAGGGUGACAGUGCGG